CUAAGCUCUCUUCAUUCCAUUUAGUAGAGUGUUGUGUUCGCGUGGGAAAGACGUGGUGUUAGUGAAGUGAUUGUACUCGCAAGAAAAUUGUGUGAACGCGAGUUGAUUGUUACGAAGUUUGAACUAAAAGUGAAUUAAACUACUUUCCUCUGGAUGUGGUAGAGGCACCAUGUGAUUUCACACCCGGGCUGCAUCACACUCGUCAACAUGAAGCAGAUAGUCAACAAGAACCUCAUCUCGCUGAAAUGCGUACUUUUCUGCUUCCUCUCAGGCAUUGGCUGCAUAUUCCCGUUCCUGCCCCUGCAUAUGCUGUCGGUGGGCCUGGAUCGCGGUGAAGCUCGACUAAUAUCGGCAGUAGCGCCCUGCGUAGCCCUAAUUGGCCCCGCUAUUUUGGGACCACUUCUUGAUAAGUUAUCAGUGGGUCGUGGUUCGACGGGCGGCAGCGGCUCGGGCCCCAGUGGCUCCGGGAAACUGCUGAGGGUGAUCACGGCCUUAUGUCUUAUCCUGAGCGCUGUGUUCUACCUUCUGCUGCUGGCUGUCCCUUACACUGAGAGACAUGAGGCUCGCCGGCCAGAGGUGCUGUUCAUGUGCGACCAGGAUGGAGCGUACGUGAUGCAGGAGGUCUGUGCUGAGGGCAUGAGGUGCAACCGCUGGGACGGAGAGAAGACGGGAGUGCUGGCGGUGACGAAGUGCGAAUACGGAUGCGCUGACGACAACAUGACGUGGCUCACGCAGCCGUUCCCCGUGCCCGCCACCACUACCACCGUGCGGCCUCUCUACGCGAAUAUACUCAAUGAGACUGAGGCAGAGCCCCUAAUCGCGCGCGACGAAGAAGAAGAAGAAGACGACUAUGACCUCAACCCGCCGCACCUCUGCCUCACCGGGGAGACGGACGUGGAGUGCCUGGUCUACAUGCAGCACGCGGGCCGCAUGCGCGUGCCGCUGUCGCUGACGGCGCCGCGCCAGAACGACACCGCUGAUUGGUGCACUUAUAAGACUGCGAAACCCUCAAAAUGCAACGUUCCCCAAAACCGUCUGGACCAGCUUCUAGAAGACAACCCCGAGUGCCGGCCGGCGGUGCGCUGCCAGGUGCUGGACCCCUACGACGAACCCGACGGCGUGCUGGCCGAGGCUCAGUGCAGGCUGGUCAUUGGCGACCCGAGCUAUACGUUCUGGAGCUAUUUGGUUGUCAGGGUGCUUGCGGACAUCUGGCCCACAGCAGCCCUGGCGCUCCUCGGCGCAGCCUGCGUCAUCGCUACUCGAGAGACCUCGCUAGGUCGAGGAGACGUUGGAAGACAACUGGCUGUGGGAACCAUCGGGCUGGUGAUAUUUCCGCCACUAGCCGGUCUAGCGGCCAAGGAAGUCCCGGAAGCGCCAUAUUUGAUCCCAUUUGUCAUGCAUGCGGUGUUCAUGCUGAUUGGAGCUUUGAUCCUGAUAUUUGACAGCCACAUGCCGCUAUCAGCGCCCGAGUGGUGGUGGCACACGGCGACGGGCGUGCUCACGAUGCCCAUGAACGCCAUCCGGCGGUACGGAGCCGAGACCGCCGCUAUAUUCGCCGUGGUGACUCUACUGGGGACUUUGUGGAGCGCUAUUGAUACUUACUUGCCUUGGACGGUCCUAGACCUGAACGGCACAGACACUCUCCUCGGCCUCGCCUACACAGUAGGUGCACUACCGGCCGUGCCUGUGCUGUGGUGGGCGGAAGGACUGGUCGACUUCCUCGGACACUCCAACAUAUUCAUCGCUGCCUUUACGUUCUAUUGCUUGCGGUUUACUGGUCUCGGCUACAGCACCGACCCGUCAUUGGUGCUGGUGAGUUCGGCUCUGCAAGUGGCGACUCUAAGCCUCGUGCACGUGACCGCCGUGCUCUACUUCCGACACCUGGUGCCCAGGAAGUACACCGCUACGGGACAGGCGCUGCCGGUUAUUGCGCACUUCUGCUUAGGUCGUUGCAUCGGCGCAAUAAUCGGCGGCAUCGUCUCCGAAGCCCCCGCCCUGGACGCAGCCAGGGAGGUAUACCGAGCCCUGGCGGUGACGUCACUGGUCAUCGCCGCGGCCUACCUCGCCUUGUACCACUUUGUGUUGGCGCCUAAAUGCCAGGCGCCUUCCGUCGCGCCGCCUCAGACUUUGUUGCAAGGUUUGAAUACCAACGGGUCUUCGAAUGGCACCUACUCUCCGAUGCGGGUCUACCAUGAAGAGAGAUCACGGAAAGGACACUUCAGAUACUAAAGUCACAAGUUUAGUCAUAAUUACUAUUGUUAAAUGUUAACGUAGCGUUAAAAUAAUUUAGUCUUAAGAUUUUCGAAUACAUCAAUGUGAUAUUAUAAGUGCUUUGUACUAAUUACGAAUCCAGUACAUAUUUAUUUCUAUUUCACCUAGUGACUGUAAUUUUAAUAAUUGAUAUUUGUUUGCAUUUGUAUUUUAAUACGUAAGAUUUUGUAAUAAAGUCACUGCCACAA
Plutella xylostella (diamondback moth) is the source of this 2459-nucleotide messenger RNA. RefSeq names its product major facilitator superfamily domain-containing protein SP1173. Gene Ontology annotation, cellular component: membrane. NCBI's taxonomy places the organism in Eukaryota, Metazoa, Arthropoda, Insecta, Lepidoptera, Plutellidae. The record is from RefSeq and is a predicted model, not a curated record.